Molecule: messenger RNA, 4692 nt
Organism: Dicentrarchus labrax (European seabass)
Lineage: Eukaryota; Metazoa; Chordata; Actinopteri; Moronidae
Product: NACHT, LRR and PYD domains-containing protein 3-like
Exons: 7
Molecular function (GO): protein binding
Source: RefSeq, a predicted model, not a curated record
CCUCCACAGAGUGGACCAGGAGAGCUCAGAGGUUCCCAGUGGUCAGUCUGCCCAGCAGCAUCAAACACACCUGGACUCCAUAUUUAUGCUGCUGGAGGACAACAUUGUCACUUUUGUGAAGAACGAGCUGAAGAAGAUCCAGAAGGUUCUGAGUGUAGAUUACCCAGAAUGCUCAGAGAGUCAGAGGGAGGAUGAGGAAGUGUUGGAAAGUGAGGAUGAUGAGCAGAGGAGGAGCAGCAGAGAGGCAUUUCUGAAGAUCACAGUGCACUUCCUGAGGAGAAUGAAGCAGGAGGAGCUGGCUGACUGUCUGCAGAGCAAACAUCUUGUUGGAGUUUGUCAGCGUGAACUUAAAUCUAACCUGAAGAAGAAGUUCCAGUGUGUGUUUGAGGGGAUUGCUAAAGCAGGAAACCCAACCCUUCUGAACCAGAUCUACACAGAGCUCUACAUCACAGAGGGAGGGAAUGCAGAGGUCAAUGAUGAACAUGAGGUCAAACAGAUUGAAACAGCAUCCAGGAAACCAGAUAGACCAGAAACAACAAUCAGACAAGAAGACAUCUUUAAACCCUCACCUGGAAGAGAUGAACCAAUCAGAACAGUGAUGACAAAGGGAGUGGCUGGCAUUGGGAAAACAGUCUUAACACAGAAGUUCACUCUGGACUGGGCUGAAGACAAAGCCAACCAGGACAUACAGUUCACAUUUCCAUUCACUUUCAGAGAGCUGAAUGUGCUGAAAGAGAAAAGGUACAGCUUGGUGGAACUUGUUCAUCACUUCUUUACUGAAACCAAAGAAGCAGGAAUCUGCAGGUUUGAAGAGUUCCAGGUUGUGUUCAUCUUUGACGGUCUGGAUGAGUGUCGACUUCCUCUGGACUUCCACAACACUGAGAUCCUGACUGAUGUUACAGAGUCCACCUCAGUGGAUGUGCUGCUGACAAACCUCAUCAGGGGGAAACUGCUUCCCACUGCUCGCCUCUGGAUAACCUCACGACCUGCAGCAGCCAAUCAAAUCCCUCCUGGGUGUGUUGACAUGGUGACAGAGGUCAGAGGGUUCACUGACCCACAGAAGGAGGACUACUUCAGGAAGAGGUUCAGAGAUCAGGAGCAGGCCAGCAGAAUCAUCUCCCACAUCAAAACAUCACAAAGUGUCCACAUCAUGUGCCACAUCCCAGUCUUCUGCUGGAUCACUGCUACAGUUCUGGAGGAUGUGUUGAAGACCAGAGGGGGAGGAGAGCUGCCCAAGACCCUGACAGAGAUGUACAUCCACUUCUUGGUGGUUCAGUCCAAAGUGAAGACCAUCAAGUAUGAUGGAGGAGCUGAGACAGAUCCACACUGGAGUCCAGAGAACAGGAAGAUGAUUGAGUCUCUGGGAAAACUGGCUUUUGAGCAGCUGCAGAAAGGCAACCUGAUCUUCUAUGAAUCAGACCUGACAGAGUGUGGCAUCAAUAUCAGAGCAGCCUCAGUGUACUCAGGAGUGUUCACACAGAUCUUUAAAGAGGAGAGUGGACUGUACCAGGACAAGGUCUUCUGCUUCGUCCAUCUGAGUGUUCAGGAGUUUCUGGCUGCUCUUCAUGUCCAUCUGACAUUCAUCAACUCUGGAGUCAAUCUGCUGGCAGAACAACAAACAACAUCCUGGUUGUCUAAGGUCUUCAAAGACAAACCUAAACUAGAAUAUCUCCACCAGAGUGCUGUGGACAAGGCCUUAGAGAGUCAACAAGGAUACCUGGACUUGUUCCUCCGCUUCCUCCUGGGUCUUUCACUGCCGACCAAUCAGACUCUCCUACAAGGUCUGCUGACACAGACAGGAAGUAGCUCAGAGACCAAUCAGCAGACAGUCCAGUACAUCAAGAAGAAGAUCAGUAAGAAUCUCUCUGCAGAGAGAAGCAUCAAUCUGUUCCACUGUCUGAAUGAACUGAAUGAUCGUUCUCUAGUGGAUCAGAUCCAACAGUCCCUGAGUUCAGGAAGUCUCUCCACAGAUAAACUGUCUACUGCUCAGUGGUCAGCUCUGGUCUUCAUCUUACUGUCAUCAGGAAAAGAUCUGGACGUGUUUGACCUGAAGAAAUACUCCUCAGAGGAGGCUCUUCUGAGGCUGCUGCCAGUGGUCAAAGCCUCCAACAAAGCUCUACUGAGUGACUGUAACCUCUCAGAGAGAAGCUGUGAAGCUCUGUCCUCAGUUCUCAGCUCCCAGUCCUCUAGUCUGAGAGAGCUGGACCUGAGUAACAACAACCUGCAGGAUUCAGGACUGAAGCUGCUUUCUGUUGGACUGAAGAGUCCACACUGUAAACUGGAAACUCUCAGGCUGUCAGGCUGUCUGAUCACAGAGGAAGGUUGUGCUUCUCUGGUCUCAGCUCUGAGCUCCAACCCCUCCCAUCUGAGAGAGCUGGACCUGAGCUACAAUCAUCCAGGAGACUCAGCAACAAAGCUGUCUGCUGGGCUGGAGGAUCCACACUGGAGACUGGACACUCUCAGGGUGGAGCCUGCUGGAGUCCGAUGGUUGAGACCAGGUCUGAGGAAGUAUUCCUGUGAACUCACAGUCGACACAAACACAGUGAGCAGAAACAUCAAACUGUCUGACAACAACAGGAAGAUGAUUCAUGUGGAGGAGGAUCAGUCAUAUCCUGAUCAUCCAGACAGAUUUGACUGGCCUCAGCUGCUGUGUAGAAAUGGUCUGACUGGUCGCUGUUACUGGGAGGUCGAGUGGAGAGGAAGAGUUUAUAUAUCAGUAAGUUACAGAGGAAUCAGCAGGAGAGAAAACAGUGAAGACUGUUUAUUUGGAAGGAAUGAUCAGUCCUGGAGACUGGAGUACUCUGAUGGUGGUUACUCUGUCUGUCACAAUAACAGAGAAACAUUCAUCUCCUCCUCCUCCUCCUCCUCCUCCUCCUCCUCCUCUGGUAGAGUAGCAGUGUAUGUGGACUGUCCUGCUGGCACUCUGUCCUUCUACAGAGUCUCCUCUGACACACUGAUCCACCUCCACACCUUCAACACCACAUUCACUGAACCUCUUCAUCCUGGGUUCUGGUUCGGGUCUUACAGUUCCUCAGUGUCUCUGUGUCCUCUGUAGGAGGGAGAGAGAAACUUUCUCACUGUUGACCAGAUAGUUCAGUCUGUACAGGAUCACACACAGCUGAUGUUAGUUGGUACCAACCUGAUGUGUUUACUGUAAUAGAGGAGGAAGAGGAGGCUGAAGGAAGAGAAGAGCAAAGGAUGCUGGGAUGAAGGGAUCAUGUGUGAGGGUAAUGUGCAGCCUGCAGACAUAGAGAUGAAAGAAAUGAUAGAAAGAAUUGAUCUUCUUCUAUAACUCUGAGAAAAAUGAACAUUUUUAGGAUCAAAUGUGGCUGCUUGUAUUUCAAAUCUUCUUCUUUUUGAAAGCACAGUUAGAGGGAAAGAGUUUUUAUGACUCAAAUAUUAAAGUGUGAACAAAUAUUCAACUUUGAGUCUAAAACUGAACUUUGUUGCCUGUUCAAAUGUCAAACAAGAGUCUUUCAGGAUCAAAUUCAGCAUCUGUGUAAAAAUAGUUCCAAGGUGUAAAGAGUGGCUUUGAUUUGAACAAACUAAAUUCAUCAUCAAUUCAGUUCAUUGUUGCUGUGCUACUGUCUGUCUGUCUGUCUGUCUCUCUCUCUCUCUCUCUCUCUCUCUCUCUCUCUCUCUCUCUCUCUCACCCCAACUGGUCGAGACAGACGACCACCCACCUAGAGCCGAAGGAUCUGUCCUAGGUUUCUGCCUUUUAACAGGCAGUUUUUCCUUGCCCUUGUCUCCAAGGUCUUGCUCAUGGUGGAACUGUUGGGUCUCUGUAAUUAAUGUUAAAGAGUUCGGUCUAGACCUGCUCUAUUUGAAAAGUGUCCUGAGAUAACUUCUGUUAUGAAUUGGUGCUAUACAAAUAAAAUUGAAUUGAAAAAUUGAAUUAAAUGUUGAUCAAAAUGUAUUAUAAUGGGUCUCUGUUGAAUAGUCUCACCCCCCACAACAUUUAGGCAUUAGUUCAUAGCAUAAGUCUUUACAUGCAAAAUGGUUGAACACGCAUAUUUUUAUACAUUUCCAUUAGACUUUUUUUCUAAAUCUGUCCUGAAUUGGUAAAUUGCUCCCAGGUGAAUCUUGACUUUCUCUAACGAAUCAGUCAACUGGCAAGUAUAUAUAUAGCCGGAGCACAACACCAUGUUACAAUUUCUGACAAUGGAAGGACAAAGAAUUGGACGGGGUCAACAGCCAGAGAGAAGAAGAAGAGGAAGAAGAGUGAGGCUGCGUGGCGGAGGAGUUGGGAGGCAAAACAGAGGAAGAGGCAGAAGAGGCCGAGGACAUAUGCGCGUUCCUGAUGAGAUAAGAGCUUGUAGACCAUGUUCUCAAUCAUGGAAAGUAUAUGAUCGCCAGCCACAUACACAGACGACCCUUCUGGCUGCCAUGGAUGCGGCGUGUGAUGACAUCACAGCAGAUGCCUGCAGAGGCUGGAUAAGACGCUCUAAAAGAUUCUUUCCACGCUGCAUCGCAAGAGAAGAUAUUCGUUAUGAUGUGGAUGAGAAUUUGUGGCCCAACAGACAAGAACAUCAGGAGGUGUAGGAAGACUGCACUGUAAUUUCUACAGCACUGCAUGUACAGGAGACAUUUCUACUUUUGUUUUUUUUUGUUUUUUUCUUUGUGCUAUGCAGUGCUGUCUUUUCCUUUCUGUAUCACAAUGACAUGUACAAACAGUAAAAACGUAAAUGUGAA